GCAUGCUUGCCUUCUUAUACUUGCUUGACUUUAUUCCCACUAAAGAAAAUUCUGCUUUAUUUCUGGCCUCCGCACCGAAGGUGCGCUCACUCCGUGAGAAACUGCAAAUGAGAGGAGACUAGUUUAGCUGUUGAUCCUCCUGAAUCUUGUGAUUGUUAAGAUGGAAGACUGUGAAAACUCUGUGUCUGAAGAGGUCAGCAAAAUCUCUGUGCCUGAAAAGACAGAGAGAAUUCUGCACGACGAUCACUCCCCUGAAAUUUGCGCCAUGACCGUCAACCUUGUCUUCGGCCGCAAUGAGCGUCUUCGGGAGCAGGUUAUUGAGCUGAUAGACAAAAACCAGGACCUCACCAAUGAGCGCCGCCAAUUGAAAAAGGAAAAGAUGGUUAUGGAGAUGUCCUGCAAGAAGAGCAAAGUGGAAAUGUCUGAAAUGCAGAAAAAACUUGAGGCUGCUCUAGAUGAUGCCAAAGGGCUGCGGAAACACUUGGAUGAUGCCAUCAAGAACAAGCUGGACGCCAGUGUCCUUGAAAUGGAAAUGCAGGCCGAGUUGGACGAAAUGAAGAGGCAGAGGAUGGAAAUGCAGAAAACGCUAGAGACCUCCACUCAGAUUCAGCAGGAGCUAAAAAUGCAGCUGGAAAAGGCGAAUGCCAGCAACGGCGCCCUGGCCGAUAGGAUUGUGACUUUGCAGACAGAAAACAGCGAGUUUGAAAAAGUUGUCGAAAACCUGAGAAGCCGCCUGAUUGAAACUACUGAAAAUUGCGAGAGGUUGAAUGAAAGGAUUUCCAUGAUUGAGCAUGAUGUGACAAAUAGGGAGGAAAACGUGAACAUAAAAGAACAAGAACUUCAGAAUUUGAACGAGUGGCUUCAGCAGCAAAAUAUAGAUCUUGAGGAGCAGAAAACAGCCAUGGGAUUGUGGGAGGAGGAAAAGCAAUUGAUCGAGCGUGAAAUGAAUCGUUUGCGAGAGUGCAACCGCAACAUGCGAUAUGAGCUGAGCCACCCAAAAAACAAACCAGAGCAAAGCAGCCUGAAGGCUGAGCUGAACCGCUACAAAGCUACGGAGGAGGAGCUUCGAAGGCAGCUUUUCAAGUCAAACACUGAACUUAUUGAGCUUCAGAAGGUUUUGAAGGCGCACAAUGUGACGGCCAACAAGAGGAAGACUUUGUAUCUGCCAACUGUUGCUUCCCUGAAGAAAACAUAGUCUGUAAAAAAUGAGAUGAGGAUGAUGAAAACUGAUUACCCUAUUUGUAGUUUAUAAGUUAAUGACUUUAUAAGUUAAGAGUUUAUAUUUAUUUUAAAGCCUUUCCAAAACAGAAUAAUUACAGAAAAUUUUUAAUAAACAAACAAGAAUACAUACAAGCAA
Molecule: messenger RNA, 1357 nt
Organism: Neocloeon triangulifer
Lineage: Eukaryota; Metazoa; Arthropoda; Insecta; Ephemeroptera; Baetidae
Product: golgin subfamily A member 6-like protein 7
Exons: 4
Coding region: 161-1195 (344 amino acids)
Source: RefSeq, a predicted model, not a curated record